Messenger RNA from Lotus japonicus, 1875 nucleotides. RefSeq lists its product as uncharacterized. The transcript has 3 exons. The record is from RefSeq and is a predicted model, not a curated record. NCBI's taxonomy places the organism in Eukaryota, Viridiplantae, Streptophyta, Magnoliopsida, Fabales, Fabaceae. The coding region runs from base 1 to 1875 and encodes 624 amino acids.
AUGGGGCAAUUCAACCAAUUAUCUGUUCAUUUAGAGGAUAAGAUGCCGGAAAUCUGCAUUGCAGCUUUUGAAUUGGGUUUGAAGCCUGGAGGCUUAAACAACAAUUUAAGUAGGAAACCUGUGGAGACAAUGGCGCAUUUACGUGAAAGAGUGCAAGGGUACAUCAGGGAGGAGCAGAGCGACCGGAUCAAAAACAACCGCCCAAAUGCAGCGGUUACGGGGCAAAAACAGCAGUUUGAGGCGAAGAAGGGAGCGGUUACGGAUCAACAUUCGAAGGGAUGGACUGAACGUGGAGAUAUAGGAUAUAAUAAUCGAAACCGUUAUGACAGUCGAUUUGAUAACCGUUCUCAUUUCAAGAAUCGUGCUCAACCUUGGGCAACCAACCAGCCAGAUAUUACUUUUACUGUGCGAGAUUUUGAGGGAGUUCAGCCUCAUGAGGACGAUCCAAUUGUAGUGAUGCUGACGAUCGCUGAACAUGAAAUUGAGAGGGUACUGUUGGAUCAAGGGAGUUCAGCGGAUUUAAUUUAUGGAGAUGCUUUUGAAAAAUUGGGGCUGACAGAAUCCGAUUUGCAACCUUAUGAUGAAUCUUUGGUGGGUUUUUCUGGCGAAAAGGUGUUUGUCAGAGGUUAUGUGGAGUUGAGCACUAUUUUCGGAGAAGGAAAAAAUGUGGAGACAUUUGUUAUUAAGUUUCUAGUGGUAAAAUGUACUUCACCAUACAAUGUGCUUAUUGGGAGACCUUCAUUGAAUAGAUUGGGGGCGAUCAUUUCUACCAGACAUUUAACAGUCAAGUAUCCGUUGAGCAAGGGAGGAGUUGGAGUCUUAAUGGCUGACCAAAUCGUGGCCAGAAAAUGUUACUCUGAAAGCUUCAAACAGUAUGGUCAUAUGGGAAAGAAAGCUGUGAAAGAGGGACAUCGGGUUUAUGAGAUUGAAAUGAAUCAAGCCGAAGCAAGUUUGGAUCCCCAUGAUGGAUUUAUAGAAAGCAAGAUGACGUCCGAAGAGGAAACCAAAGUAGUGGCAAUUGGUGAAAGGAAUUUAAAAGUUGGCACGAGUUUAUCAGCAAGUCAGCAAGACAGGCUGGUCAAACUUUUGGAUGAGAACAUGGAUUUUUUUGCAUGGAGUGCGAAAGACCUUCCUGGAAUUGAUCCAUUUAAGCAUUGCCCGAAGGAUUCUUAUCCUUUGCCAAAUAUUGACAAACUCGUGGAUAGGGCGUCUGGAUUUGGAAUGCUCAGCCUUAUGGAUGCAUAUUCUGGAUACCAUCAAAUCAGAAUGUAUGGACCGGAUGAGGAGAAAACAGCUUUCAUGACGAAUCAGGCGAACUACUGCUAUCAAACCAUGCCAUUUGGGCUCAAAAAUGCAGGAGCAACUUAUCAAAGGUUGAUGGACAAAGUUUUUGAUAAACAGGUGGGGCGAAACAUGGAAAUUUAUGUUGAUGACAUGGUGGUAAAAUCAGAUGAAAUGUUAACGCAUUGUUCAGAUUUGAGAGAGGCUUUUGGGGAGCUCAGAAAACAUAAUAUGAGACUUAAUCCAGAGAAGUGCUCGUUUGGGAUUCAGAGUGGAAUGUUUCUGGGUUUUAUGAUCACAAGAAGGGGAAUUGAAGCAAAUCCUGAUAAAUGCAAAGCUAUUAUUGAAAUGCAGAGUCCCACCUCAGUGAAAGAUGUGCAAAAGUUGAUGGGAAGAAUUGCAGCCCUGGCGAGAUUCUUACCAUGUUUUGGAAAUAAAUCAGCUCCAUUCUUCCAGUGUUUGAGGAAAAACAAGGCGUUCCAAUGGACAGAGGAGUGUGAAGUGGCGUUUCAAAGUUUGAAGGAGCACUUAUCAAAACCACCAAUCUUAUCAAAGCCAGUGCCCUUCACUGUCAAUAUUUAUUUCAAUAUCUGA